AUGAACGGUACUCAUACUUCUUCCAAGUCCACUCGUCUUCCCAAAUCGACCAAGCCAUAUCCCUUCCAGGUCUAUGCUCUUGGAUAUGAAGAUGGAGUCCUGGUGAAUGGCCACCUCAGAGGUGAGCUGAUCAAUACCAUCUCAGAUUCAAUGAGAGAGGGCAACGACCGCUCAGUGACAUUCCGAACGAAUGAUGAUGCCAAGUAUUUGGCACCGGGCUAUAUGAGAGUAUGUGUCAUCACUGACACCGAUUGUUGGUUGAGGAAGGCCAAGGUGGAGUGCGCCUGGGUCUCUCAGACGAACAAUCUCACCUACGAGAUCAUCGCUGGUGAUAAGGCUGGCUAUGAGUACAAGUUGGCAGCACAUGGCAAUGUCAAGUGGAACUUCCAGGACAUCAAGAUUGAGGACGGUUCCAUGCAGAUCACAUUCUACAGAGACGACUAUGGAUGGACUGAGCUCAACACUUUGAUCAUCAGCGAGGCCUACAUAGACGCUUUCAAGGACCAAUGUCUCAUGGUCUACUGGGAUAAUCACCAAUUGUCCAAGUUCUCUUCUUAUUCUUCGUCAUACCCUUUCAACACAAUGUUUGAUGCCUACCUGGCAGAGACAGCUGAUAACGCUAAAGACAAUACCUUGCCAAAGCCAUCAGGAUAUGGUGAGCCCCUGAAUGCACUUCGCAAAAAGAGACAAGUGGUGGACAAGGAUGGUGAUGGCAAGCCAGACAAGACAGCCACUGGCAAGCCAGCUACCAAACCCAAGGACACUGACAAGGAUGGCAUCCCAGACAGCAAGGACAAGGACAAGGAUGGUGAUGGAAAGAUCGACAAGCCAGCCACAGCCAAGCCAAAAGCCAGUGCCAGGGCCUGA
Acytostelium subglobosum LB1 is the source of this 867-nucleotide messenger RNA. RefSeq lists its product as hypothetical. The record is from RefSeq and is a predicted model, not a curated record. Lineage: Eukaryota; Evosea; Eumycetozoa; Acytosteliales; Acytosteliaceae. The coding region runs from base 1 to 867 and encodes 288 amino acids. The transcript is spliced from 2 exons. Gene Ontology annotation, molecular function: calcium ion binding.